Molecule: messenger RNA, 1461 nt
Organism: Vanrija pseudolonga
Lineage: Eukaryota; Fungi; Basidiomycota; Tremellomycetes; Trichosporonales; Trichosporonaceae
Product: MFS transporter asaE
Exons: 3
Coding region: 1-1461 (486 amino acids)
Biological process (GO): transmembrane transport
Cellular component (GO): membrane
Molecular function (GO): transmembrane transporter activity
Source: RefSeq, a predicted model, not a curated record
AUGUCCGCCACGCCAACCCCCGCCGCCACACCCGCGCCAUACAGCCUCAACCCGUCAGCAACCGCCACGGAAGUGGACCUCGAAGCGAGAGUGGACGGCGGCAGCGGUGAUAAGGCACAACAACGCCCUCCAUCAAGCUCGUCCACUGCGAUCGAGCCGCAGGUGGAGGCCAACGCCAAGCCCGAGGUGGAGCGCAAGGUGGAGGCGGCCGGGGCCGAAGCGCCGACCCCGAGCUCCUCGGCGUUGGCAACGCCGGCGCCGCCGCCAGACGGCGGCGCACACGCCUGGAUGACGGUCGCGGGGUGCUUCUUCGGCGUGUUUGUGCAGUUCGGCUUGGCCAACUCGUUCGGCGUCUUCCAGGAGUACUACGAGGCGCACCAGCUGGCGGGGUACUCGGCGUCCACCAUCUCGUGGAUUGGCGGCAUCCAGCAGUUUCUCCUCUUCUUCGGCGGCCUGUUCAUCGGGCGCGUGUUCGACGCGCACGGCGCGCACGUGCUCAUUAUUCCGGGGUCGCUGUGUAUCGUCACGAGCCUGAUGCUCACUUCACUCUGCCACACAUACUACCAGUUCGCGCUAGCACACGGCGUGCUCUUCGGCCUCGGAUCGGCGCUCGUCUUCCACCCAUGCAUCUCCGCCCCGGGGCAGUGGUUCGCGCGCCGCCGCGCGCUCGCGCUCUCCGUCGCCGUGUCGGGCUCGGGGCUCGGCGGGACCCUGUGGCCCGUGGCUCUUAACCGCAUGUUCAACCAGAUCGGCUUCGCGUGGGCGCUCCGCGCGGCGGGCUUCAUCGCCCUCGGGCUGCUUGCGCUCGCUUGCGCGCUGCUCCGCACGCGCGCGCCGCACAAGACGCCGGCGCCGCUCAGCCAGGUCCUCUCGCCGUUCAAGGAGGCGCGCGUCGUCCUUCUCACGCUCGCGGCGAGCUUCAUGUUCUGGGGCAUGUUCACGCCCUUCUUCUUCGUCACUGCCAACGCUUUGCGCGUGGGCACGCGCCCCGACAUCGCGUUCUACUGCCUCGCGUUCAUCAACGCCGGGUCGACUCUCGGCCGGCUGCUCGCCAUGGUCGGCGAUCACUGGGGAAGGUUCAACGUGUUCAUCGUCGCCGGCGCAGUCAACGGCCUCCUCCUCCUCGCCUUCUGGAUCCCGCUCCAGACGACCUCGGCGCUCAUCGCCUUCGCCGUCAUCCACGGCUUCUCAGCCGGCAUGGUCAUCUCCAUCAUCGGCGCGUGCGUCGGCCAGAUCUCGGUCCCGCACGAGAUUGGCCGCCGCAUCGGCGCCAUGUGGGCCGUUGUUGCCGUGUUCGCGCUCACCGGCCCGCCGAUCAACGGCGCAUUGAUCGCAAACUAUCCCGGCGCCGCGGGAUUCCAGUACGCCGGUGCGUUCAGCGGCUGCGUCGUGCUCGUUGGCGCCGUGUUUGGAGUGUUCGCCAAGUGGAAGGCGAGCGGUUCGGUGUGGGGGAUUGCAUAG